AUGGUCAUUCAACGAUCGGAUUCCAUCUCCUCAACCACAUCCUCUUCCAUCACCAAUACCACUCUCACCACAAUAGCCUCGGAUCUCAAUCACGGCAACCAUUCAUCAUCAUCAUCAUCAUCAACCUCUUCUUCUCUCAUUUCGUCCUCUUCUUCCAAUACUCUACACUAUGGAGAUGUCAUUUCGUUGGCCAUCUUCUUCAAUCCAUUCCAUCAGGAAAAGACAAGACCACAUUCUCAUCAACAACACCACCACCACCACCAUGCGAGAACAGACUCCAUCACGAGCAUAACUUCAGAUUCAUCAUCACCUCUUCUGUUACCAAAGAGCAUCAAUACUCCACAACAACCACAACAACAAACAAAUCAAGAAUCAUCAUCCAUUGUGGGUUUCAUGUCUGUGAGUGGUAUUCCUGGACAUCAUCGAUGUGGUCUCUCCGCCGAUGACAGCAUCCUCAAGAAUUUCGAUAGUGCAUUGUUUAUGCUUUGCAAAGGUGAAACCUACAGUGCAAAGAAACGAUAUCACAAGUAUUUGAAUUACUUUGCAAGUGCGGAAAAGUCAACUAUGAGUAGUAGUAUGAACAAUUUGAUGAAUGAAGUGUCAAAUUCCAUGCUUUUGAAACAGAGUUCACUUUUACACCACAAAGAUUCUUCACGUCCAAUGACUCCAUUCAAUUCUCAACAGCAUGUAAAAGCACAACCAUCUGUCAUUGCUGCCAAUCAUAUUCAAUCACAAUUAGCAGAAUUAGAAGAGAAAAUGUUACGUGAAAAGCAAGAAAAUGAAAUUGAAAGAGAACGCUCUUGGGGAAAGCCCGUUUUAUAUGGAGAACGAAUUCAAUUAUAUCAUUUAAAAACAGGAUUGUUUCUCAACGUACUAAGAUCAAAUGCUGAUUUGGAAAAAUCAUCUUUAAAAUUGUCACUUAGUGAAGGUGAUAGAAUGUGUCACUUCCAAUUUGUUCCUCACUUUAAAUUUAGAAGUGAAGGAGAACCAAUUCGUUUGAGUGAUAAGGUCAUUAUUAUGAACGAAAAAACAAAGCAUAACAUUCACAUUUCACAAUACAAAUAUACUCGACCUCUCAUUGUGAAAGAUUUUGAAAAAUACGAAGUGAACGCUUCUCCUCAUCCUGCAGAUAAUAUUUGGAUUCUAAGAUUGUAUCGAUCGUACCUCCCAAUGGCUCAUGCAUUUAUUAAAGGAGGUGACGUUAUUAGAAUUAUUCACAGAGAUUUAAUGGGUGCACUCUAUCAUCCAUCCAUUAAUCAAAUAGGAUCAACAACCACCAAUUCAUUCAGCUCGCUUCAUCUCAACCCAAAAUAUGCUCUUACUAGUAUUACAUCUCUAUUUCAAAUUGAAGCAUUGGAUAAUUCAAGAGGAGGAAUUAUGUAUUCUGCAACUCCAUGUCGCUUCAAACAUAUUGCUUCAGGUCAAUACAUUGCUGCACGAGAGGUAGAAGUCCAUGACGAUCAACAUCAAAUCUCAACUACUAAUCUAUCAAAUGGUAGCAGCAGCAGUAGUAGUGCAUCAUCAUCCUCUGCAAGCUCGAGUUCUGGUAAGGCAGGUAAAACAAAUGCUUGGAAGAAUCUUCGCCGUCGUGUCAAGAUUCGACUGAAAUUAGUGUUAACCGAUCAUCCAAGAGAUGAAUCAGCAGUAUUCUACUUGUAUUCCGAAGAGGUUCAACAUAACGAACCCAUCCUUGCUCAAAGCUUACUUCGAAUCAAGCAUGCUCAAUCCAAUACAUGGCUACGUGCCAAUGAUGUGUCAAAAGCUGUCCUUAACGACAUUCAGACCAAUCUCAGCACAGGUUCCUCCAGUAAUAGCUCUUCGGCCGUGCACAAGUCGUCUCAUUUAGUAGAAUUAUGGUUUGAUGUGAUACAACGAGAAAAAGAUGUAUUUUCUCUAGAGCAUGUCAAUAAUGUGCUUCAGGUGAAUCUUAUCAAGGAAAUUUAUCCAAUACUUGUAAAUUAUGACAACAAUAGCCAAUAUCAGAGAAAUGAUAUUGAAAUACUGUUGAAUGCUCUCAAAUUAGUUAUUUAUCUGUGUACAGAUUCAGUUCAAGAAGAUCCAUUGAAGCGAGAAGGAACUCCAUACACCAACAUUCAAAAUCAUUUCAGAGAAUUGAAUUUCAUUGAUGCAAUUUUUAACAUUAUUAAUUUAUUGGAUCCUACUUCCCAAUCGUCCAUAACUUCUCCCAUCAUGAACUCAUCCAUUGCAUUUCCUUCAGAAUCGCAAUACCCUGCUCUCUCAACGAUACAAAGAUAUCAAAAUAACAUCAUUCCAAUGUGCUACAGAGCCAUCAAACAACUGGCUAAACAAAAUUUGUUGAACUGUACACACAUUUUGGAUAAGUAUUUCACAACUAUGCAAGAUCAUUUAUCAAGAGAUAUCGGAGGACAAGAGGUUUCGAAUGCCCUGGUAGAAAUCAUUAAUGACAAUAUGGAGGUGUUAGAGCAAAUUCCAGGAGAAAAAAUUGACCACUUUUUCAAACUCAUCACCACGAAACAAAAAAAACCACUCUUUGUGUCGUUUUUAUCCAAUCUUUGCAGAAGCGGUGAUCGUCCAGUGACCAAGAAUCAAAAGCAUCUUGUCGACUUAUUGUCAAAGAUUGAUUGCAAAAAUGUUUUCUAUCUGCCAGACUACGAUGACACGAAUCGAACAAUCCAUGUCUUGAAGGAUUCAGAGGAAGGUGACUCUGAUCGUGUGCCACUCGAUCAAUUACAAAAUACUGAUAGUAUGAUGUACAGAAUUUUAAUUGAAGGUCUUCGUUUGUUGUCUUCGUUGUGUGUAGGUCGUCAUGCUGCUGGUAUUUCGUAUGUGUCUCAAUUGCUUCCUCUUGAAUUGGUGAUGGCUGUUGUGGAGAGUGAAGACUAUGGAAUUGAACUGAGAUCAGCCAUGUGUGGAAUUUUAGAACAUUGUUAUUUGGACAACACUUCUAAUGGUGAAUUUCCUCCUAUCAACCUUAGCCGACCCAUUGAUAACAACGACAAUCCGACAACUAAGGGCGGAAGUAAUCGCUUGCAAACAGAAUUUAUUGAUUACAGAAAUCGCUUUAAAUCCAUACGAUUGUUUCUGGUUGAGUUUUUCAAAAACAAGCAAAAUUCACAACUCCCUCCAGAACGUACACCACUCAUUUACAAUCUUGUGAAAAUUGGCUACAAGUGCUUUGUGUAUCGUAUUUUCAAUCCAUACGCCAAUGAUACUGACUCACUCCAAUUGAAAGCCAAAAUAGACAGCUCGACCAAUAAGCUGGUUGUGGAGGGCCAAGAUGAAUAUUUAAUUUCCAUGAGAGAAAUGGAAGAGUUUCUGAGUGUCUUGCUCACUACACUCGACUCUACCAACGACAUUGGAAAUAUUAACACAAUGUUUGAGGAUAUUGAACAGAACACAUUUGUCAUCAAGAUCAAGAAAAAGAUUCUUGACAUUUUCCUUUAUGCCAUGGAUCUAAGAAUCGAUUAUAGAAUUUCUCUUAUCAUUACUGCUUAUAAUGCAAGAAAUGUGAUUCUCAUCACUGAUCAACAAUUGAAUGAUUUUAUUUCAAAGACAAUUACUUCCUCUGUUAACUUUUUCCAAUUUGAUAACACAGACUCAAGCAGAAAUUUUGCAUUCCCCUUGCUCUACUUGUUUAAAUAUCAAAACAAGGAAAUCCCAGAAAAAGCUCUCAAAAUAUUGCAAAGGUCAUACAAUCAAUCCAAAGAGUUAAAAGAAAAUUUGCAAAAGGUCUCCAUUCUUAUUUCUUCCAAGUCAAGAAAGGCCUACAAUUUCAUUUACACCAUGUUUAACAGAAUUCAAAAUUUAUUAAGCACAAGUAGCUUUACUGGCGGAGAUUCUUCAGAUGAUUUUGUAAUUUUUAGAGACACCAUCACACAGUUGAUUAGAAUCAUGAAAGAAAAUAAGGGAACUAAAGCAGCCUUUAGAAACUUGGGUGGUCAUGAUCUAUUGAUUAAAUGCUUGGGAACUAACUACCCUGCAUUUGUAAAGACUAAACUCAGCAUUUGUUGCAUUGAGUUGCUGACUGAAUUUGUGAGAAGUGACAAGAAAAAUCAAGAAGAGUUAUUCCGUGAGUUUAGGUUCCUUCUUGAAUUGUUAUCUCCACAAGUGGAUACCACUGAAUUGUUGACAGAAAUUGUCAGAGAGAAUGAUCAAAUUUUGUUGAAUAAGAUUGAUCCACUUCUCAUCAAACUUUAUCUAGAAAAGAUAAUUUCUGUUGGUGCUAAAUCGUACCAUUUGAACUUUCUGAGAAUUUUAACUUGUGACUCAAAGGGCACUUCAAUUCCAACCAACCAAAACGAGAUUAUCAACAACCUGAAAGAAGAUUACAGAUCUUUAAUUGUUCUCUAUAAUGAAGAGGAUUUAAUGAAAGAACGGGAACGUAUGAUCGUGGAAAAGGAAUAUCUCAAAGUUGGAUCUGAUUUAAAUUAUCACAUUAACUUGUUAUAUUUGCUAAGAGAUUGUACGAGAGACAAAGUUGGGUUGGCAGAAGGUUCCGUUCAAGCUAUUUUACCUUUUAGUGAAAUGCUUGUCCAUCUAACGGAUUGUUUUCUCAUUCCUCUCGUCAGAGAUCCUCUCAUGAAACUAUUAACAGAAUUAUACUUUAUCACUGAGAAGGAAUCCACUCAAGAUUUGUCAGAUGUCAACAUUUGGAAACUCUUCAAAAAGAUUAAUACUGAAUUGCGAUCAUGGCUCGACAACGAUGGUAAAAUGAGAUAUCCCAAAGAGUUUGAGGAAGCUCACUAUUCUGCUUAUCCUCCAUCCCAAUUACAUGCCAUUUCUGAAGAAUCAACUGAUGAUUCCAUUGUGGGUAACGGUACAGCAAGUGAUAGUGCUCACUCAACUCCAACACCUACUGAGUCUAUUGAUACUAACAUUCAAGUCAAACGUAGUUUUUACAAUCAGGAAUCUCCAAAUGAGGAGGUUUUUGUCAAUGAUAAUUACGUUUACAAAGUUGUGUUGCCGUUCAUUGAAAGUUUCUUUGAAAAUGUAUUCAACAAGAAUGUCAACAAGAUGCUUCUUCAAAAAGAAAAUAACGAAGAAAUUAAGGAAAUUAUUUACGACUUGCUUAAAAAUGUCACAGAAAUCUAUCUCCAUAGUGCUUCUCAUAAAGAGGACAUUAAGAGAUGUCACAUGGCGAUUCAAAAGUUGAUGGUGACUGCAAGUAUCGAUACCGAUGGCAAAUUUAAAAACUUGACCAAGUUAGCUGUUGCAAAACAUAACAUGACGAUGGUUAUUAAACAGCAAUCCAACAAAUCUAUGAAACAGAAGUUUGCUGUGAAGAAUAUCGAAGAGGACUUUUUAUUGAAGUACAAAAUAUUUAUGGAUGAUUUAGAGAGAAAGGGAUUCUUUGCAAAGAGAGAAACUAAUGAAUUACCACAGUUUGCUCAACUUUUGCAGCUCCACAGCGAAUACUUGCCACGUUUGGUAAAUGUCUUGAAGACAAUGAUUGAAUUUGGCGUACCAAGAGACAUGAGUGAGACGUUCAUUGAUUCCAUUGCUACGAUUGCAUCUAUCGUAAAGGAAUAUAACGCAAAAAAGGAUUACAAUUUCUCGGUGAAUCACAACAUUCCAGAGCUGGUGUUAAAACUAAUUUGCUCAAGCAAUAUUGAAUUUACCAAGUAUGGACUCCAAUUAGGAAUUGAAACACUCAUGUCUGGUAAUAUUGAAAACCAACAAAUGUAUAAUCGAUUGUUGAAAACUGGAAAUUAUGAAACCUUCUUCCAAGCAAUUAAGAAUAAGAUUAAGCAGUCAAUACUCGAAGAAAAGGAAGUGAGAAAGAGAGGAGUGACUGGAAUUCUAGAUACAGAACUAACUUCCUAUGCUUGGGAAGUUUUGAGAUUUUUGCAAUUAUUGUGUGAAGGUCAUAACUUGGAAAAUCAGCAAAUGCUCCAAAAUCAACCAUUUAACCGUAUUAGUAUUGACCUUGUGAGUGAAUGUAUCGAUUAUGUGAUUCACCUUUUCAAAUAUUUGAGUUCUUCAAAUGUGGAUAAGGUAAUCCAAGCAUUGAAUGCUCUCAAUGAGUUUGUUCAAGGCCCAUGUGAACAAUCCAUUCAAACUCUCUCUUCCUCUUCAGGUCUCUAUACAGUAUUUAAUGAUAUUUUGGAAAAUGAUUUUAUUUCUGACAAGAUGACCACUGCCUUUGAUCCUGUUGCACCAACUGCACUCGGAGCAUCACGUUCACAAUCCAUUCUUCAACAACGGGCAGCUCAAUUAGAUCGAUUGAAUCACAUUACCACACGAAAGGAAAUGAAACUUUUAGAAGCUGUCAUUAUUACAUUAACCAGUAUGUUAGAAGGAGGUAAUAAGCAUGCUCAGGCAUCCGAGUUAAAAUAUUUGAAUAUGGAACCUCUCAUGGAGAGAAUGAAAGAAUGUGCUGAAGUGUGUAUUCCAAUUUCUUUCAUUCAGUCAUUCCUUCUUAAAAGAAAAGAAAAGGAAGUUAAAAAGCUUUCUUCAUCGAUCAUUGAAUAUUUCAAACAAGAACAAAAGAAUACUGAUGCUUUACUUGUUCAAAAAUUGACCAAAGACUAUGAAUUGCUCUCAGAUCAAAAAUCUGAAAAGUACAAGACACUGGCAGAUUUUAUUUCAGUGAAGAAAUCAAAGAUAAAAGAUUCAUGUGAAGAAAUUGGAACUGCCAUUUACAUGCUCUUGAAGUAUUUAGGAGUGAAAUUGAACGAUAAUUUAGAGGAUGAAGAAUCUGUACGCCGUACCAUCAUCUACAACUUUUAUGCAAGUUUAACAGGUUCUAUUGAAAUUAUUCGUGAUUCAAAAAUUGAAGUUGUACAUUUUAAGAAGCCACGGAUGUGUAACAAUCUACUUGAGACCACAAAGGAUGAAUUUGUGAGCUCUUGCAAUAGAGAAACUGCACAAACCAAAGUAGCUGAUCUCUAUGAAUGGACCUAUCGUGUGUUUAAGACUGAAAUGCAUCAUUUGGAACGAUAUAGGUCCAAUGAAAACGGUUGGGAGAGUAGAACUUGGAGAUUUUUAGAGCGUUAUUGGAAGUAUAUGAAAAAUCUUUCUUUCUUAUUCUCUCUUUUGAUCAAUGUCAUUGUAUUGAUAUUCUAUCACAAACGAUACGAUGUGUUUGCUGGUUAUGUACCAGUUCCAGGCAUUGCCUAUGAUGUUUCUAUGGCAAAUGUGGUCACACAAGGAUUCAAAUGGAAAGCUGCUGGUAUUUUGGUCAUUGUUUUAGGUUUUAUUCAAUUGAUAACAACGAUAUUACUGAUUGUGACAUAUUUGAGAUUUUUCUUAAUGUUAAAUGUGAAAAAGAAAUUCCAGCUCAAGAAGGAAGAAACAUGGGAAUCAGCGACACAACAACCUGGUUUUAGGAAGAAGUUAUUUUUGAGUAUUGUUACGGAUUUAUAUUUAUGGUGGACAAUUAUUUUCCUUGGAAUUUCACUCAUUGGUUUAAUCGUCACUCCUCUUGUUUAUUGUUUACAAUUAUUUGAAGUGGUUACAUUGAGUCAUGUAUUGCAAGAUAUUUUCUUCUCCAUUUUUGAAAACAAGAAGAAAUUCUUCUUGUUCUCUGUAUUGACCAUAUUCGCCUUGAUAGCUUAUGCAUUUACUAUAUUUGCGUUCAAGUGGGACCAAUGGAUCAUUAGCAACACAAAUGCAUGUUCCAACACUAUUUUAUGUUUUGCCACAACGAUUAACUACAGCGUUCGUUCAGAAGCGUUUUUGGAAAAUAUUAUGGAUCCCAAACCGCUUGAUGUUUCACGUUUCUUUUUCGAUAUGGCUUUCUACUUUGUGGUAGUGGUUAUUUUGUUGGAAGUUUUGUUUGGUUUGAUUUUGGACUCUUUUAGUGAACGUCGUGAACACAGAAACAAAUUGGAGAAGGAAAAGAAAGAGAUUUGCUUUAUAUGUCACAAUGAAAAGAAUCGAUUUGAUUUACAUGCUAACGAAGGACUUGAUUUUGAGAGUCAUAUCAAAACUGAACAUAAUAUGUGGAACUAUGUGUAUUUCCUUAUCUAUCUUUCUGAAAAAGAACGUGACGAAUACACAGGUACAGAGCAAUACGUCGAGCAGAAUGCUGCUAAAUUGUCCUUCUUCCCUACUCUUCGAUCUAAAACACUAGAACUGGCAGAGAGUGGUGCUUUGUUGAAGGAAACUAAUAGUCUUGAUGACACAGACAAGCAUGUCAUGGAUGAAAAUACUCUCAAAGUCGACGAAAAUGGUAUGGUAGACGUAUCAAAUAGUGGCAAGUAUUCUUCCUCUGCAAACAAGACGGAUGAUUUCGAAGCCAUUACAAGCAAUAAGGAUAGCUUGUUGCUCUACAUCUAA
Messenger RNA from Naegleria fowleri, 8262 nucleotides. RefSeq lists its product as uncharacterized. Gene Ontology annotation, cellular component: membrane. Gene Ontology annotation, biological process: calcium ion transmembrane transport. The record is from RefSeq and is a predicted model, not a curated record. Gene Ontology annotation, molecular function: calcium channel activity. The transcript has a single exon. Bases 1 to 8262 code for a protein of 2753 amino acids. NCBI's taxonomy places the organism in Eukaryota, Heterolobosea, Eutetramitea, Acrasida, Naegleriidae.